AUGUCUUCGAACCAACAAACCGUUGAUACCUCCAAGCUUUCCAGCUUCUCCACGCAGAACGCUGAGACACAGCGGCGCCGGGCCAGCAAGUCUCCCACCCCAACUGGUGAGCCUGAUGCUAGCACAUUUCCGCCCAGUCAAAUGCGCGAGCACCUCGGUCCUCCCGAGAUCACCCACGACUACCCGCAGGACAGCACGCACCGCAGACACUCGUCCGUCUCCGAGCAACAGGCUUACUUUAUGCGAUAA
This is a messenger RNA of Cordyceps fumosorosea ARSEF 2679, 249 nucleotides long. RefSeq lists its product as hypothetical. Lineage: Eukaryota; Fungi; Ascomycota; Sordariomycetes; Hypocreales; Cordycipitaceae. Bases 1 to 249 code for a protein of 82 amino acids. The record is from RefSeq and is a predicted model, not a curated record. The transcript is spliced from 2 exons.